This is a messenger RNA of Eublepharis macularius, 2337 nucleotides long. RefSeq names its product erlin-1-like. NCBI's taxonomy places the organism in Eukaryota, Metazoa, Chordata, Lepidosauria, Squamata, Eublepharidae. The transcript has 11 exons. The record is from RefSeq and is a predicted model, not a curated record. Gene Ontology annotation, biological process: SREBP signaling pathway. The coding region runs from base 48 to 1088 and encodes 346 amino acids. Gene Ontology annotation, cellular component: endoplasmic reticulum; endoplasmic reticulum membrane. Gene Ontology annotation, molecular function: cholesterol binding; ubiquitin protein ligase binding.
CCUCCCGGAAGGGGCGUGGCGAGGCCUGGCCCGGGCGGGCGAGCGCGAUGUCGGGUCGCGGGGCGGCGCGGCUGGCGGGGGCCGCCUCGGCCGCGCUGCUGCUGCUGCUGCUCCUGGGCGCCGCCCUCCACCAGGUGCCCGAGGGACACCUCGCCGUCUACUACAGGGGCGGGGCGCUGCUGCCCAGCUUGAGCGGGCCGGGGUUCCGCCUCCUCCUGCCCUUCCUCACCGCCCACCGGGCCGUCCAGACGACGCUGCAGACCGACGAGGUGAAGAACGUGCCCUGCGGGACCAGUGGUGGGGUCAUGAUCUACAUUGAUCGGAUUGAAGUGGUGAACUUCUUGGCGCCGCAUGCAGUCUAUAACAUUGUGAGGAACUACACUGCUGAUUACGACAAGGCGCUCAUCUUUAACAAGAUCCACCAUGAGCUCAACCAGUUCUGCAGUGCCCACACGCUCCAGGAAGUAUACAUCGAGCUCUUCGAUCAGAUAGACGACAACCUGAAGCUUGCGCUGCAAGAGGAUCUGAAUGUCAUGGCGCCGGGUCUCACCAUCCAGGCUGUGCGAGUGACAAAGCCCAAAAUCCCUGAAGCCAUUCGGAGGAAUUUUGAACUUGUGGAAACAGAAAAGACCAAACUCUUGAUAGCAGCUGAGAAGCAGAAGGUGGUGGAGAAGGAGGCAGAGACGGAGCGGAGGAAGGCGCUCAUAGAAGCAGAGAAGGCGGCUCAGGUGUCCAAGAUUCGAUAUCACCAGAAGGUCAUGGAAUCAUUAAUAAGAAAGCGGAUUUAUGAGCUCGAAGAUGCUGCUUUCCUAGCCAGAGAGAAGGCGAAAGCAGAUGCCAAGUACUACACGGCUCAGAAGGCGGCCGACUCAAACAAGAUGAAACUCACGCCAGCCUAUCUGGAACUGGUAAAAUACCAGGCCAUUGCAACCAACAGCAAGCUGUAUUUUGGAAGCAGCCUCCCCCCCAGUUUGUUUCUGGGUCCCUGUGCCUUCAAGUGCGUGGCUGCAAGAACUGUUGGAGAAGCCCAGCUCAUCUCGGAAGCAGGGAGACACCCCCUCAGGCACAGCGGGGUGGGGGCCUCUUGAUGCUUCAGUGAGGCGGGGCAGCGGAGAUGUGACCCUCGCACCGUGCAGCCUUCGCUGUCUGAACCCCUAACUGGCCUGGUGCCCGGGCCCUUGACCUCACAUCUGCCUUACCCCAAGAAUGUUGUUGUGAAGAUAGAGAAGACAAAUGCUUUCUGCAGCCUAGAGACGGUCUUGGAUCUCGUGUGGUCGUCUGUGGGCAGUGGUGAGGGCAGCGCACUGGCCAUUUCUGAGGGCGUGGCAUUGGGGCCGCCGGCAUGACCUGCCUAUGGGAGGCGGGGUCUCAGGUCUGCCUCCUGUGCUGUCCCUCUCACAGGUGCAUCUGGACUGAAUCGUGUGGGGAGGAGGGCUGUCUGCCGAGAUCUGUUGCCAUCGGUAUUCUUUGGCUGAGCUUAGUACCAGGCUUUGCAGGGUUAUAGGGUUGCUUCAGAGGCCUUGACCAGCUCCUUGCAGGUGGCUGAAGAGCUGAUUCCAAAUAGGGGGCUGUGUUUCAAAGUGCCUCUGCCUCAGCAUCUUCCUGCAGGUGGUACGUGUAAACUUCAGACAGGAAUGCACUUUCAGGGCAAGUCUUCCAUGUGCAUUCUGAGUUGGCGUGUCACCCUCACAUACUGGAAAUGGCAUGUUGAAUCAACUCUGAAGGCUUCUCUACGUAUGUAUAGCAAAUUGAGAGCGCUCCCGGAUGGGUGUCGCCAAUAGGCAGAGAAACUGGGAUAGCCUAACGUUGGGUGCUCAGCUCACAACUGCAGCUGUACGCGGGCACAAGCCUAGCUGGUCCCCCCACCCCCGCUGGAUUUUGCUUGGGAAAUGAAGUGGGGCCGCAGGAAGACCCCCUAAGGCUGAUGGUUCCUGCUGGAGGGGCCAGAGGGGUGCCUCGUUUGCCCCUGCAGUGUGGCUGCUUUUUGUGCUGUUGGCAUUCUGCCACUCUGGGUGGGCUCAAGGGGGCAUGGUGUGAGUUCAGCCUUGCCUGGAUGCCAAAGUCCUCAUCUCACUUGAGACUGUGAAUUCACAAAUGCAGGGAUUGUAAAGAGGAGUCAACUCGGGCUGUUUGUGGGGCACCCGCGUUGCUGAACUGGAAAUUGUCAGGUUAAUGCGGAUGCUGUGAAAGGCUCCGCUUUGCUACCUACAAGAGUGUUUGUAAAUGGCUAGAAAUGUUUAAUCUGUGACAAGGCUUUUUAUAACAUUGUUUAUGCCACACGUAUAUGCAAUAUUGAACUUUGGAAUAAGGGAAAAUAAAGCUUAUUUUAAUAACUUU